Helobdella robusta is the source of this 681-nucleotide messenger RNA. RefSeq lists its product as hypothetical. NCBI's taxonomy places the organism in Eukaryota, Metazoa, Annelida, Clitellata, Rhynchobdellida, Glossiphoniidae. The record is from RefSeq and is a predicted model, not a curated record. Gene Ontology annotation, molecular function: carbohydrate binding. Bases 1 to 681 code for a protein of 226 amino acids. The transcript has 4 exons. Gene Ontology annotation, biological process: biological process involved in interspecies interaction between organisms. Gene Ontology annotation, cellular component: external side of plasma membrane.
AUGUUAUCGUUGAUUUUCCUACUCUUGCAAUUGGGGAUAGUUUGUGGUGGUCAAACUAAUGGAAGAAUUUAUAGCAGGGCAUUCAGCUACCUGGUUGUCAGAGGUCAGAGGUCAUUUGUUUGUUACGAUGACCGCAUGGACAUCAUUACUAAGUUGAAGGCUGCCUCAACAUUGGAAUGCAUUUUAAAGUGUUUGAUAACAACGAAGCAGAACUUGAGAGGCAUCAACUACGUGUCGUCAAUGAGAUCUUGCUCCUGUGUUGCCAAGUUGAACAACUUCUGGUACAAUGUGACCUAUAAUUUGAAUGCUUCAUGUCUGGCUUUUGUCUCACAUGAUUGUCCAAAUUCUUUUGACUACAUAAUCGAAGUGCACAAAUGCUUAAUGUUCGUCAAUAACUCAAUGAAUUGGUACACUGCUAGGGAGGUUUGCAACAAGGCAUCUGCCCAUCUGUUGGAUGUCGAAAACCAAUAUGAAAAUUCUGCCGCACUGAAGUAUCUUCUAUCAGUUGUCCAAAGUGUCUUUCAAUCAUUACGUUUCUUUGGAUGGGGUGCUGGAGAGCCAAAUGGAUUCGUCGGCAAAACGUACUGCAUACAAUACAUAAUUAUACCAGCAAGAACCUGGGACGAUGAUUUAUGUAGUAAAUUGAAAUACAGUCUCUGUGAGAGUAAUGUCACGCCGUAA